Molecule: messenger RNA, 5527 nt
Organism: Conger conger (European conger)
Lineage: Eukaryota; Metazoa; Chordata; Actinopteri; Anguilliformes; Congridae
Product: interleukin-6 receptor subunit beta
Exons: 15
Coding region: 2638-4743 (701 amino acids)
Biological process (GO): cytokine-mediated signaling pathway
Cellular component (GO): external side of plasma membrane; signaling receptor complex; membrane
Molecular function (GO): cytokine receptor activity; cytokine binding
Source: RefSeq, a predicted model, not a curated record
UUCUGUUCAUGGGAGACUGGAAAGUGAGGAGGCUAGCUGUUGUGUAAACAUUUGAACUACAGUUAGUUCAGUGAACUAUUUUAAAUGCUCAAAAUAAUGAAAUGGUAUUUUUUCUAAACAAAAAUAUUGCUGUCUGUAACCAUGCUGAUUUGAAAGUAAGUCUAACUUAAGUGCAACUGGAAUCUAUUGUGUCUCAAGUUCAUCUGUAACAUUAGUUUUCAUGCUCAAAGUACUUUUUCAGAGCAUUGUUAAAUUAUUCAGAACACUUUCAUUUUCAGCUACUGAGUGUUUGCAUUGUUCAGAAUUGUAUUGGCUAUAAAAAAAAAUGACAAAUGGCAAAAACUUAUUGCAGGUGCUUGAGCUACACAGAUGGAUUCUCAGAUAUACUUUUAGAAAUGUUUUAUCUUACUGAUUCACAGUGUCAAAAGUGCUGCAGCAUAUUUAAACUGUUAACUGAUCUAUAAUCGCAAUAUGGUAUUGUCCCUAUUUACAUUUUUUUACAUUUGACUGAGCUGCGGAUUUAUUGGUCAAGAAAAGAGAGGUUGGAAACUUGAUUGAUGGUUGGGUUUCAAGCACAUUGGGGUUUCUAAUAAGUAAAAAUCCAACUGGCUAAUGGUAAUGAAUAGACUCUGAAUUGCGUGUUCCUCUUUGGGAGGAAAAUAGGGGUAAGGUAUAAAUGAUAAUCAAAACAAUAUCCACACUCCAAUCGGCAAUGGGAAUCGUGCAUGAAAACGCUGUGGUUGUCAAAGAUAAUUGGACAUUUCAGAUUAGGCUAGGAACUAGAUAGAUAGAUAGAUAGAUAGAUAGAUAGAUAGAUACUUUAUUCAUCCCGAGGGAAAUUUUAGGCAUUCAGUAGCUUAUACAUACACAUAUAUACACACAUAUCUCACACACAUAAAGAUCAAAAGUAAAAAAAUCUGAAAUAAGGUGCUAUGGAACUGAGCGUCUGCCAAAUGCUAAUAAUAACUGGGCUCCGUCGUAUGUUGGCCACCAAUAAUUAUUUUUAAAAUAAUAAUGAUAAAAAAAUAAAAUUAAAAUAAAUAGUAUCCCUUUGAAUGAUAAUGAUAUGUGUUUUUGAAUGAGAAUGUAGCCUAAAAGGAAAUGAUAAAAAUGUGCUAUGACUUAUAACAAGAAACCCUUGGGUACUAUUUAUUAAUUAUAUCAAUAUUUCAGAUUUUACAUAAAGAAACACGCAUGGAAUGUUAUAUUUGCAAUGUCAACCAUUGAUUAAUUUUUUAAAAAUUAUUUAACUAGGGGUUCUUUUUCUACCAAUGCUCAUAUUUUCAUUCUGGAAGAGUUGAUUUACUGUAUAUUAAGGCUUUAUGUAGCCAUAGGGACGACACACAUAUUUUUCAACACCUUCAAGAUCCAUGUAUUCCAUUAUAAUAACAUUAUGAAGAAGCGGAAUGAAUGAUAUUCACAAAUACUCUAUACCCACUGGAAUACAGUAUAUGACAGAAAUAUUUCUGUGGACACGAGUUCCUUCACCCCACACAACUACCAGCAACAAACUGAUAACAAACUCAGUCCUUUUAAAGAGACAGUAGUAUUUAGCAAUGCCAAAAUGGCUGGGAAAUUCAAGUGGACCUUUCAUGAAACUUACUCUACCUCUGUCAUUUCAGUGUUUUGUGCUUUCAAACACACACACACACACACACACACACAGUCAGUGUAGCAGAUUCUGAGGAUUCAAAUGACUCUAUUAAGCGGCGCAGUAUUGUGUGUGUGUGUGUGUGUUACCAGUUCAAUUCACUGCUAUAGUACCCAGGAGCAACAUAUUUAACCUAGGGCGGCCUGUAGCGUAGUGGUUAAGGUAAAGGACUGGGACACGCAAGGUUGAUGGUUCUAAUCCUGGUGUAGCCACAAUAAAAAAAAAAAAAUCCGCACAGCCGUUGGGCACUUGAGCAAGGCCCUUAACCCUGCAUUGCUCCAGGGGAGGAUUGUCUCCUGCUUAGUCUAAUCAACUGUACGUCGCUCUGGAUAAGAGCGUCUGCCAAAUGCCAAUAAUGUAAUGUAAUGUAAUGUAAUGUAAGUCUUUAACCCUGUUCUUGGAGAUCCUUUCAACAUUAAUUUUGCACUCACGGUAAAUGGUUGCCAUUCAUUUAGUGCCUUUGUCCAAAGUGUUGUGAAAUUGAUGCUUCUCAUUCACCCAUUCAUACACGCACUCGCACACCAAUGCCGAUUGGCUGCCAACCAGCUGAUCAGGAGCAUUUGAGGGUUAGGUGUCUUGCUCGGGGACACUUCGACUCACCCAGGGUAGGACCGAACCGGCAACCCUCUGACCGCCAGACGACUGCUCUUACUGCCUGGGCCAAUGUCGCUCAUGAUUCUUCAAAUUAGCAGCUUAACAAGAUCUCUAGCUUAAUGAGGUGUGCUUUGUUAGAGUUGGAGUGAAAACCUACAGGACAGUAGAUCUCCAGGAACAGGGUUUGGGCAGCCCUGCUCUAGCUGUUGAAUGAGGAGUGCUUUGUUAGGUUUGGAGCGAAAAACCUGCAGGACGGUAGAUCUCCAGGAGCAGUGACGCAGAUUAUUUGCGUCAGUGAAUAUGAUCUCCAUCUGAAUGAAUGGAUCAUCCAUAGGGGAAGAAGGAGUUAUGUGCUCUGCUCUGAACUGGAGUGGUAAGAAGCAAGUGGGAGGAUGAGCUGUAUCAAGGCCGCCCUCCUGGCUCUUGCUGUGGGAGUCUGCAUCUCUGCAGAUCCGGGGCUAACUCCCAGCGUGCCGCGGUGCGUGUUUAUGUCGUUCGCAAACGUCACCUGCCAAUGGGAGCCCGGCGUGAACACACCCCCAGGCACCCGUUACGUCCUGCAUGUCAACGAGAACGGUUUCGAGCAGCGCCUGUGUCAGACUCAGUUGGAGACUCGGUGCUCUGUGCCAAUAGACAGUUUGAAUUGGUACUACUGCAUAUGGGUGACGGCGAAGAGCGCCCAUGCAGAAGCAAGCUCCCCCCACCUCUGCAUCAAAGCCCUCCAUGCAGCGAAGCUCUAUGCUCCGAAUUUCACUGGACUGACGGCCAUUUCGGGGAACGGCACGUGCCUGGAAUUCCGGUGGUCUGAGCCGGAAUACUUCCCCCUGACAAAGGGGCAUGUGGCAGCAGGGUUGCUGGCCUACCAGCUGGAGUACAGUACAGAGGAACAGUCCCACCCGCGUAUCCUGGAGCUGGACCUGAGACGGAAAGUGCAUUGUCGGUUUUCCCCGUUCACGCUCUACACCGCGCGAAUCCGCUAUCGUUACCACAAUGACACACCGCCCCUUAGCCACUGGAGCGACUGGAGCGGCCGGCUCCAGGCUCGGACAGAGGAGGGAGCUCCCUCUAUCCAACCGCAGCUCUGGAGGCUGAUAGAGAGAGUGCGGGUAAAGGACCGGAGACAAGUCACUUUGCUUUGGAAGCCGUUGCCGAAGAGCCAGGCGAACGGCGUAAUUUCAGGCUACCGCGUGUGGUGCUGGAAAGAGCCGGCCCAAACCGAGCUGGACCCCGGGGGGUGCCGUGACCUGCUCCCCUCGCAGACGUCCUGCCAGCUACUCCUCCCGCCCCAGCGCUGCUCCUGCGCUCUGUCCGCCGGCAACUCCGCAGGCCAGUCCCCCGCCGCGGUCGUGACCAUUCCCAGCGCCACGCACAAAGAGACGCGGAGCCCGGUGGCCUUCCGCGUGGGCGCGCUGGACGACUUCACGCUGACGGUGCUCUGGGACCCCGUCCCGUCGGCCAGCGGGUUCGUGGUGGAGUGGAGAGCGGCGUCCGAUCCCCCGCCCCGCUGGCCUCGCUGGAGGAAGCUGGGACCUCACUGCAGCGGCGUGAACGUCUCCGAGGGGGUGAGGCCGAAGGAGGGCUACGCCGUGUCUGUGAGGGCGGAGUUUGGCGCGGAGGCGGGGCCAGGAUGGUCAGUACUGGUGUACACCAGGCAGGGAGCACCCUCUGCUGGCCCGAGGCUGCAUGUGGCAGAGCUCGGGAGCAGGAGUGUGUUUCUGCAGUGGGAUCCCAUACCCCUGGAGCAGAGGCACGGAUUUGUACGCAACUACACCCUCUACUGUGAGAGCAACGACCACGACUCCAGGCGGUGCAGACCCACGGUAGUCCCAGAACACCAGCGGCAGUGCCAGCUGAGCGAUCUCUCCGGGGUGUACAGUCUCUACAUGACGGCCAGCACCGACGCAGGGCAGGGGGCUGCCGGCCCUCCGCUGUCUGUGGUCGUCAAAGGAUACACCGUUUCAGCGGGGACCAUUCUCAGCUGCAGUAUCCUUCCCCUCCUGACUGGGAUGGUCCUUUUCUUCUGUCUGAGAUGGAGACAGAGAAUAAAGUACACUUUCUGGCCGUGGGUGCCAGACCCCUCCCAGAGCAGCCUCUCUCUGUGGAUCAGUGGUAAGGCACCAGUGGACAAGAUGGAGGCCAAGGUGAGAAUGGGCCCUGGGGAAGAUGCCUAUCCUUCUUCUUCUUCUUCUCAGCAAGAAAAGGAAUCAAAAGAUCCACAUGCUUGGAGCUCCACCAAUAAGGAGCUGCUGUUCGACUCUGAGCCCCACCUCAGUGUUUUAGACUCUGUGAAGCUUCCCAUUGGCCUCCACGACCCUCCGUGGCCCGGCUCAGGCCAAUCGGUGAGCGGGAAUGCUCAGGCCCUCCCUCUUCUCGGCCAGUACGUGAGGCAUGCGUUUGUACGGGAUGGGGCGUGGCCCGCUCCCCCUCCAUCCUCAGCAGACACCCCGUACACCUUUCUGGUUGCCACGGAAACCCAGGAACAGGGAACUGGGUUUUAAAUCGCUAACAUGAAGAAGCUCUGUAUAUAUACACUCACUGAGCACUUUAUUAGGUAUUUAUUAGGCUUAUUUUUUUACACUUCUACUGCUGUAGCCUAUCCACUUAGAGUUAUUAUGCGUUGCAUGUUCAGAGAUGCUCUUCUGCAUACCACUGUUGUAAUGUGUGGUUAUUUGCGCGAUUGAUAGAGUAAAAAUGUUCCUAAUAAAGUGGUCUGUGAGAGUGUAUAUAUACUGUGGAGCGAGGUAAUAUUUCAUUCAAAUAUGUUUUCAGUGUAUUCCGCUUCCAUAGGGAACCGCAGCGUUGAAUCCCAUUUAGUUGUAAGGCAGGUGUUCUCGUGUGUUCCGUCCUCGGGCAGAGUGUGAUGCAGUAGCCAUGUACAGCCUGGCUUUGCACAGCAGAUGUGGAGCAGGUCAAAUUAUAAUUCAUUGAAUGUAAUGUCACUUUUGGUCACUGAAAGCAAUGGAGUUCACUGAAAUACGACUGACUUUGUACAUGAAAAAAUAAUUCCAAAAAACCCAUUUUCCAGGUUUUAAAUAUAUUUAUUUAUGUAUGCUAUUGGAAAACAUGUAGGUUACCUUAUUGUUUUCAGUGUAAAUAUGUGAAUUCAUUCAUUUCCUUCAGUUGUCUAUAUUUUUUCCAAAUAAUGAAUUCAUGAAAUUGUUUUUCUUUUCUUGUUAUUGAGGUGUGUUUUUGUUUUAGUUUGGAAAAAUAAAAUAUGUUGUUUUGGUUUUGACAGGCAGCUUUUCUGUAAAAAGAAAUAAAAUGGAAUUGAAUUGAACUGAA